AUGUCAUCGCGGGGAUACUUGGCUACGGUGAACGAGCGGGUGGUGGCUAUUGUACAAAUUGAGUCCCUGAAGGCUGUGGGAAACUGUGAGGAGAUAGCCGCAGUGGACGGGGUCGAUAUGCUCUUCGUCGGGCCGAAUGAUCUGGCGAUCUCAAUGGGCUACGUUGCGUUAGACUCUAACCAUGGAAGCAUUGGAGAGGUGCUCAUGGCUAUUGCGAGGGUUUUAAAGGCUGCGAAGGACGCAGGGAAGUAUGCGGGCCAUUUUGCGUUGGGGCAGAAGAGGUAG
Molecule: messenger RNA, 285 nt
Organism: Aspergillus calidoustus
Lineage: Eukaryota; Fungi; Ascomycota; Eurotiomycetes; Eurotiales; Aspergillaceae
Source: the annotation of a GenBank genome assembly